AUGUCUCACCAACCCGAGGAUCGUGUCAAACUGAUGCGUAUCUUUCAUGCACGUAUGGAUUCAUCAUACAACGAGAUUAUGCAAGCCUCUGAAGACCAAUGGCCCCAGAUCAGGCGUGAUUUCUUCUGUGGUGCACUGCUCGGACAUCCAGCUGAAAAGUUAACCAACUCUCGUGAAUUCCAUGCAUUCAAGAACGGCUUUGAUAAGUUUCUGACGUUGUCAUUGCCAUCUCUAUGUCAUGCAUUGGCUCCAAUGUCUAAGACAUUGUUUCAAGCCAUAUUCAACCGACGUGUCACAGCUGAAUCACUGAUCCCACUCUUGCGAUUUGAACUUGAUGGCGAUGGAAACUUUCGGGCACAAAUGUCUCCGCUGUUGCGUUCAUUCGAGGAUGCCUUCCAUCGCUAUCUCCGGGGUAGUGGUCGUCCAACGGACCCAUCAUUGGCUGCAUUCAUCAUUCACGAUGAUGCAGCUGCUGAUCCCAACUAUCGUGCUCGACGUUUUGUCAAGGUCUUGAGUGGAAUCAAUCUUCUGCCACCAACCACACUUCGUAUUUUCAAGAUUAAUCUAGUGCAAUCCAUCCCUGAUAGUGCCACCUUUGGCGGUCAAUAUAAUAUCCACCAGGACAUCAUUCCACCACUCCCGCACACUUGUCUUUACAAGUUGGAUGUCUUCAUCAACCAGCCACUCAUUCAGUAUCUGCAACACCCAUCUGAUGAUCCCAAUGCAUCAACUGUGUUGGAUCGCUGCCUCCAUUAUGUUUUUUUGGAGGCUGGCACAGAUGACUUUAACGCUCGAAUGCCCAUUUCAGUAUAA
Suillus fuscotomentosus is the source of this 813-nucleotide messenger RNA. RefSeq lists its product as uncharacterized. The transcript has 5 exons. The coding region runs from base 1 to 813 and encodes 270 amino acids. NCBI's taxonomy places the organism in Eukaryota, Fungi, Basidiomycota, Agaricomycetes, Boletales, Suillaceae. The record is from RefSeq and is a predicted model, not a curated record.